Parathielavia appendiculata is the source of this 3252-nucleotide messenger RNA. RefSeq lists its product as uncharacterized. The transcript has a single exon. NCBI's taxonomy places the organism in Eukaryota, Fungi, Ascomycota, Sordariomycetes, Sordariales, Chaetomiaceae. The coding region runs from base 1 to 3252 and encodes 1083 amino acids. Gene Ontology annotation, biological process: protein K11-linked ubiquitination; metaphase/anaphase transition of mitotic cell cycle; ubiquitin-dependent protein catabolic process. Gene Ontology annotation, cellular component: anaphase-promoting complex. Gene Ontology annotation, molecular function: ubiquitin protein ligase binding. The record is from RefSeq and is a predicted model, not a curated record.
AUGCCAGCUGCUGUCGCCUCCACGUGGAGGGACCGGCGGCGGCAGGUGUUCCAGUCAGUCUUCCGGACAGACAUCGCCCAACCCACGCCUCCGUCAACGCCAGGCAGCCUCAAUUUGGUUCCAGGACAGCCUUUCGGCGGCCCCGCAGCGUCCUUGCUCGGCCAGACGCCCCGGCAGCAGGAGCAACACCAUGGACCCUCUCCAGGAGAGCAUCUCUUCCUGCGAAGGACGACCCCUGAGUCGUUCCUUUCAUCGGCACAGCCACUCUUCCCUCCAAAUAAAGACCAGGAGACGUAUGACCGGGCAUGGCAGGUUGUGACCGCCCGCAUCGCCCUGCCCUCGUCUGCCACGGCCGAUGAUUCGUUCGGCGCCCUUGCCGCUGACUCGCCGCAGCAGGCGUCGAGCAAACCAGACACUGCCUGGGGCGGCAUCGACCUCGACUUUUACGAAGCCUUUGCCGUCCUCGUCAACGCCCGCUCCCUGCUGCCCGGCGCUACCCGCACUGACGACAUUCUCGCUUGGCAUGUCCGCCAGGUCAGGGUGCACUUUACACAGCACGUCAUCCCGCUUUUGACCGGGUGCGUGGAUGAUGACGAGGGUGAUGCUGAGGAGUCGGGGAAUGACGAGAAACUGGACGCCAGCCGCUCGCGGACGCGGCGGAAGGGCAAUUACUACGACAGGCACAUGGUGGUUGUUAUGAGCAGUAUCCGCACGCUGGAGGCGGCCCUGCGCCUCUAUUUCUUUGGUCUCAACCAGCUUCUCUCGGGCUUCGCUCGUUUGGCGGAUGCUUCGCCCGAGGUGGCCAAGGAUGCCGAGCUGCUCAAUACCCGCUUCCGUCGCGAUCUCCAUGCUCUUGUGAGUAACUCUGCUUCAGAAGGCUUGACGAACUCCAUCAAAGCCGUCUUGAUUCGCCUUGCCGGGGCGAUAUUGGGCAUUUCUUCUCCAGAUGAGGCCGUGACGGGAGGAGAGCAGCGUCGGCCGGCGGCCCCCGGACCACACGACUUGAAAGUACAAGCUGCCAGGGAGCGCCUGACUGGGUUGGUUCAGCAGCUCCACAAUGUAGGAUUGGCUGGCGAGCGCUUCCAGAUCUUGUUCGCCGAGGUAAUGGACGGCAUGAUGUCCGAGUAUGUGACCGGGGCGUACGCCGGUCUCUGGUCAACGCCAGAGCCUCGCUCGUUCUCAGCCGCUAUGGGCUCAGUAUCGCAGGGCACAUCACUAUCCGUGGCGUCGCCUUGUACAAUGUCCCUCAACGACUGGGUCGAAAACCACUUCGCCCGCUUGAGUUUUGAAGUACUGGCCUGCAUCUCGCCCAAUCCCCAAGGCACGUUACCAGUCUCUUUGGCGGAUCUUAAGACGUACCAGUCGCUUGCCCUGGGCCGUCUGGCGGCUCUCCGCACUCACGAGCUGUUCGACAUUGUGCUGGCAUGGCCUGCUUCCGGACCAGCCCUGGAUGACCUGCGCGCCACCAUCACCACGGCCGCUCGCCGGAAGCAGCUGACGGAUAGUUUCUCGCGCGCGCUACAGACGCGCCUUCUGCAUCCCGGGUGUAGCACGCUCGAGAUCCUGCGGACCUACAUCUCCAUCAUCCGCACGCUGCAUGCGCUCGACCCCAGCAAGGUGCUCCUGAGCCACGUGGAGCCCGGGCUGCAACUGUACCUCUGCCAGCGUGAAGACGCCGUCCGUGUCGUCGUCUCCGGCCUGCUGGCUAAUUCCGAAGAAAUCCGCGCUGCAAGAAGUGCCGAAGACGCCUCAAAGCAUCUGCGCGAGAGUCUUCAGAGCGCCGUCGCCGGCCGCGGCAAGCAGCAUACAAUAAGCCUCGCCCCGUCCGCCUCUUCCUCCACCCCUGGCCCGUCAAAUCCUCUCACCAAGUCCAGCAACACCUCGCCAACAAUGAAUUCAACACAACCCAUUCUAGACCGCCUCGGGUACCACCCCACAAAAUUAGUCGAGCUUGCCCUUAUCCUAAACAACUCCUCCCAAAAUCAACCCCGCCGCCACCGCACCCCGUCCGCCACCACCACCACCAGCACCAACCCAGACCGGGACCCAGACCCAGAGCUCGAUUGGAACGACAUGUCGUGGCUGCCGGACCCGAUCGACGCCGGCGCAAACUAUCGGCGCCCGCGCAGCGAGGACGUGAUUGGCACGCUCAUCUCGGCGCUGGGCAGCGAGGAGAGCUUCAUCAAGGAGUUUAGCACCGUCAUGGCGGAGCGAUUGCUUUUGCCGCCGAGUAGUAUUAGUAGUAGUAGUAGUAGUAGUAGCGCCACUAUUAAAAAUGAUCGGGUACCGUUGGAGUUUGAGCAGGAACUCCGGGUCUUGAGGCUGCUGAAGCGGAGGUUUGGAGAGGCGAGUUUGCAAGGGGUGGAUGUCAUGGUUAGGGAUGUCGUUGAGUCGAGGGGGUGGGAUGUGAGGAUUCAGCAGAGGGGGAGGAAAGGGGGUGCGGAACGGGGGUUGGAGUACCAUGCGCGAAUCCUGUCGAGACUGUUUUGGCCUGGUCUGGAUAGGGAACACUUCCUGUUGCCUGAGGUGGUCGUUGAGCAGCAGCGAGCGUAUGAAGCGGGCUACGAGCGACUCAAGUCGAGGAGGAAGCUGACGUGGCUGAAUCAGAUGGGCCAGGCGAGGGUGGAGAUUGAGUUGAGCGAUCGGAGGGUAGAGGUGGAGUGUACCACUGUCGAGGCGACGGUUAUUUAUGCGUUUCAGCGGCCAGGGAGUAUUGGCGAGGCCGAGGACGCUCCGCCGGUGCAGAAGUCGGUUGACGAGCUGUAUGAACAGCUGCAGAUGGACGAAGACCUAAUCACUGCGGCGUUGCAGUUCUGGGUCAACAAGGGCGUCCUCCGGCGUGUCGGGUGCGCGCCGAAGACCUACGUUGUCGCGGAAACCCUCGACGAACCUCUCACCGCCGGUGCCAACAGUGCCGAGGCCACUGCCACCAGAGCGCCGACUGAUUCUACCCACCAGCCUAUGGAAGAAGAACCGGAGCCAGUUGCAGCAGCGGCUGCCGCAACAGCAGCCAAGCCGGCCGUCUCGGCCAAGGAGCGCGAGCGCCGCGAGAUUUACUGGCGAUACAUCCAGGGUAUGCUGACGAACGCCAGCGCCAGCAUGCCGCUGGCGCAGAUGGCCAUGAUGAUGAAGAUGCUGAUUGCCGACGGGUUCCCCUGGAGCAACGAGGAGCUGCAGGACUUCCUAGGGGAGAAGGUGCUCGAGGGGAAGAUGGAAGUUAUUGGGGGGAAGUAUAGGCUUGUCAAGAAGUAG